AUGGCACGCAACAAGGUUCACAAACAGCGGUUUAGCUCUAAACGUGCGCGUUUGGGGAAGGCGAAGGGACGUUCCAUCACUUCAAACACCGCGGGUGUAAAGACAGUUCAGCCCAUGGACUCCAAGGAACGUAUUCGGAAAAAUGCGGUAUCUCAGCGCAAAAGAUCUGCCUUGGCUCUUCAAAGGAAGCGAAUGGGAGGUUCCGUUGGUGCUCCACGAGUGAUCGGGGUGAUUCCUGCAAAUGAAUCUGGAAACACUGAUUUGGUUGUUCAGGGCAUGUGUCAUGCUAUGGAUGGUGUUAAACCUGAUACUUGUUUUCCCUUCUCCGUGGUGUCUAAAGAAAAAAAGAUGGGUUUUACAUUUAUGUGGGAAAACCAAUACAAUGAUCAAGAUUGUAUUGAUAUUGCGAAGGUUGCCGAUUUUUUGGUCCUAGCACUGGACGCAUCUCAGUCAGUUCAACAGACGAUAAAAGAAAUACAAGACACCCCGGCUGCUGGUGGUGAUGAGGAUGACUCCAUGGUUAGUGGAACAACGUGGUUUGGAGAUAUUGGGUUAUGUAUUACCGACUUCACAAGGUCUAUGAUCACUGCUCUGAAUGCACAAGGCGUACCGAGCGUUGCGGUGGUUCUCCAAAAUUUGGACACCUUUACUGAAAAACAGCGUCAAAAGGUUUUGCGAGUGCAUCAACGUUACUUUACUUCAGUUCUUCCAGAUACGACAAAGACUUUUGCUAUUAUCGAAGGUCAUGAGUAUGGCGCAUUGCUGCGCCAUCUACAAGUCACAAAACUGCGUUCUUUGUUGUGGCGUGAGCAACAUCCCUACUUGGUGGUUGAGCAAGGUAGAUACUUUAGUAAUAAUCAAAAAUUACUAAUUGGAGGCUAUUUAAGAGGGAUGCCGCUUUCUUCUAAACAACUAAUUCAUCUUACUAAUCACGGAACAUAUCAAAUUGAGAGUAUCACUUUCAAUGAUCCUGCUUCUGGGGAUCCCCAAUAUGGAGAUUUUUCUGAUUUGGAACAGCGAGAGUCAUUGGAGCAUGUCCAAGCUAAUGCCACGUUUGAGGAUACUGAAGGACCCACGGAGGAGGAUUUGGCCUAUCAUCACUCAUUGGGUGCAAAACAGAUUAAGGUUCCUGAAGGUGUGUCAGACUAUCAAGCGGCGUGGUAUGAUCUUGAAGAAAAUGAAGUAUUAGAAGAAACCCCAAUGCCACUAGCCUCAAUGGGGGAAGAAGACGCAUUUGUUGGUGCGGAAUUUUUGUCACAUCGAACAUCAAAAACCGAUGUGGAUUUUCUUAAAGUGGAAGAUAUUAUUCGCUUGGAACGCAUGACUGAUGAAGAGCGUGCGGCAGAAAUUCAAAGAAUUCGUCAAGAAAGCGAAGAGGAUGCGUGGAACCCUGACAUGGUUGAUACACCUUUGAACUUGCCCGCUAGACAGAGAUUUGCAAAGUACCGUGGCUUAAAAAGUUUUUCAACGGGCAAAUGGGACCCUACAGAAAAUCUUCCACCACAUUAUGCUUACAUAUACAAGUUACAAGGCAUUACACGCAUUCGUAAAGCCGCGUUAACGAAAUGUGCUGAAGGGCCUGUGGAAAUUGGUCAUUUUGUUUACGUUACUCUUGUAGGAGUUUCACAAAAGGUCUGGGAAAACGCCAUGGCUAGUGGGUAUAUUAUUGCCUCGGGUCAGUUGGAACACGAGCAAAAGUGGUCUGUACUACAUUUCAAGGUUCAAAAAAAUGCGGAAUGGGAAGAACCAAUCAAGUCAAAGACACCCAUGUUGGCACACAUUGGAUUCCGGAAGUUUUAUGUGUCUCCUUUGUUUAGCGAUAUUACGGCAUCUGAUCGCACCAAAUUCGCUCGUUUUUUCCACCCAUCUGAAAAUUUUCGUCUGGCCUCAUUCUUUGGACCAGUUUCGUAUCAACCAUGUCCAAUUCUUUUGUUUGAGGUACCUUCGUUGGAGGAACAGGAAUCCGGAGAUUCGCUGCGGUUAGCAUGCUUCGGAGGGGUGUUACCUCCAGAUCCGGAUCUUUUGAUCUUAAAACGCGCUGUAUUGACGGGUCGUGUGGCGACGAUCCACAAAAAGCAAAUUGUAGUUAAAUACAUGUUCUUUAAUGAAGAAGAUGUGCGAUGGUUUCAGCCUGUGGACUUACAUACUCGUAUGGGACGACGAGGGAAGAUAAUCAAGGCUGUGGGAACGCAUGGAUUAUUUAAGGCUGCUCUUAACGAUCAAGUUAUGCAACACGAUCUUGUCUGCAUGGAUCUUUACAAACGCAUUUUUCCCAAAUGGACAACUUUACCCUUUAAUAUCUCCGAUAUAACAAAUUCUUCAAAUGAAGAAGUGUAA
Molecule: messenger RNA, 2337 nt
Organism: Trypanosoma rangeli
Lineage: Eukaryota; Euglenozoa; Kinetoplastea; Trypanosomatida; Trypanosomatidae
Product: pre-rRNA-processing protein TSR1
Exons: 1
Coding region: 1-2337 (778 amino acids)
Biological process (GO): ribosome biogenesis; maturation of SSU-rRNA from tricistronic rRNA transcript (SSU-rRNA, 5.8S rRNA, LSU-rRNA); endonucleolytic cleavage of tricistronic rRNA transcript (SSU-rRNA, 5.8S rRNA, LSU-rRNA)
Cellular component (GO): nucleus; preribosome, small subunit precursor
Molecular function (GO): GTPase activity; U3 snoRNA binding; GTP binding
Source: RefSeq, a predicted model, not a curated record